Molecule: messenger RNA, 1529 nt
Organism: Lobosporangium transversale
Lineage: Eukaryota; Fungi; Mortierellomycota; Mortierellomycetes; Mortierellales; Mortierellaceae
Product: S-adenosyl-L-methionine-dependent methyltransferase
Exons: 3
Coding region: 121-1515 (464 amino acids)
Molecular function (GO): methyltransferase activity
Source: RefSeq, a predicted model, not a curated record
CUCCUUCUAUUACUUAUCACUCACUACUUUCAUUUUUCUUUUCUCAUCAAUCAAUCGUUCAUCUAACCCCCCCCCCUUCACUCGUAUACGUUAUAUUUUCGAAACCUCCUUUGCACAACCAUGGGCGCUACUCAUUCAUCAACGCGCGCCACAUACAACGGCACAACUGGUUACUACACCACCAACCCUUCUGCCGUAAACAAGUACGGCGGCAACGCAAAGGGUCGCCGUUCCUUCUCAAAAGAUCAUCUUCAUCGUCAAUAUAACAAAAACAUCAACAAUAGCUGUGGACAAUUACACUAUCCAACCUCGAACACCAGUAGCAAUAACCUUCACCCAUCAUCAGCCUCCUCACCCUCCUCAUACCCCUAUUAUGGUCAUCCGCAAUAUAACAAUACUCACAAUCAUCAUCACCAUACGACUUCCAGCCCUCUUCAUGUCUCGCCUCCAACAAGUAGCAAUGCCUCAUCACAUUCAUCAUCCCGACAUCGGAUUUUCGGUCGGAGGCGAUCCUCUAACCAAACAGUCGAGUCUCUGUCAUCAAGUCUAGGAUCAGUGGCAACCUAUUUCGGCUCAACACCCAGCAAUGGUGCCCUUCAGCCUGACCCACAACAUCAAAACAAUAACAAACCCCGAUAUUCAGAAGAUUGUCAAUCCCUUUCAGACAGUCAGGAAUUCCGAUGGUUGCAUGGUCGACGAUAUCACAACACAUCAAGUCUGUAUAUGCUUCCCAAUGACACUGACGAAAUUGACAGAUUACAUCUUCAACACUAUCUAUACAAGAUGGUCAUGGGUGAUAAGAAUAUUCAUGUUCCUAUUCCCAAGGAGAAUAGUCGAGUUAUCGAUCUCGGAUGUGGCCCCGCCACUUGGACGAUGGAUAUGGCAACAGAAAUGACAUCAGUCAACUUUGUAGGCGUAGACAUCUCACCCAUCUAUCCAGCCCUGAUCCACCCAAGGAAUUGUAAUUUCUAUCGUGAGGAUAUUCUCCAGGGGAUCGCAUCUCAACCGGACAACUGUUUCGAUGUGGUCUAUCAACGGAAUGUGACCACCGGUUUCACAGUAGAGCACUGGCAACGAUCCUUUCAAGAGGCAUUCCGGCUCUUGAAACCGGGUGGAUGGUUCGAGAGUGUGGAAUCGGAUUGUUCCGUUCAUUCGGGAGGCCCCUUCCUGAACAUGUGUUUUGAUCAUGUGAAGCUCUCGAUGGCCUCUAGGGGAGUAGACCCAACAGUGGUCCGGUCAUUGGAUCGGAUCAUGAUCGCCACAGGAUUCGUAGAUGUGCAGGUGAAGGAGUAUUGUGUCCCAUUGGGUGAAUGGGGUGGCAAGACCGGUCAGCUAUGGAAACAAAACAUCAUCUCGAUCUUGGAGACGGUGAAGCCUCAUCUGGCAAAGGCUGGUCGAAUCACAGAGGGACAAGUCGGGGAGAUGAUCCAGUCCAUGAAUCGAGAGUCGAAGGAUUAUCGGGCUUACCAAACCAUUUAUGUGACCUAUGGACGAAAGCCUCCUUCUUCAUCUUAAUGAAUGAUUUGAAG